AUGUCGUACAGUGACUUGAAAGAGAAGACAUUCAUUGUCACCGGCGCCGCCUCGGGCAUGGGCCGGAAGACGGCCCAUCUGCUGGCCAAACAGGGCGCCAAUCUCGCGUUGGUCGACUUGCGAAAACCAGACGAAACUCUCGCUGAGAUUGAGGCCUUGGGCGUACGAGGACUUGCCUUGUCCUGCGACGUCCGGGAUGCUGCGGCGGUGGCGAGUGUGAUCACCCAGGCGCGAGAGCAUUUUGGGGCCCUGCACGGGGCGGCAAACAUGGCCGGAAUCGUGGGGAACCAGGGCAUCAAGGGGAAAGGUCAUGCGCUGGAUAUUCUUCCGGACAAGGAUUGGGAUUCCAUCAUGGACGUCAAUCUCAACGGCGUCAAAAACUGCCUUCGAGCCGAACUGAACGCAUUGGAGGAUGGAAGCUCGAUCGUCAAUGCCGGCAGCAUUGCUGGCCAGCAGGCCUGGCCGUUUCUGGGUCCUUAUUGUGUCAGCAAGGCCGGGGUUCUCAGCCUGAGUAGGAUCGCCGCGCAGGAAGCAGGGUCUCGGGGCAUUCGAGUGAAUGCAGUCGCUCCGGGUAUGAUCCGAACGCCCUUGACACAGGCCAUCGGCACUGACCAGGAGCUCCACGACGCGAUGGGUGUGCGGACGGCGUUGAAGCGGAUUGGGGAGCCAGAAGAAGUCGCACGGUUGAUUGUCUUCCUCUUGAGUCAGGAAUCCAGCUAUGUAACGGGCACGGUCAUUAACGUUGACGGUGGAUAUUCGUGA
Fonsecaea erecta is the source of this 762-nucleotide messenger RNA. RefSeq lists its product as hypothetical. Gene Ontology annotation, molecular function: oxidoreductase activity, acting on the CH-OH group of donors, NAD or NADP as acceptor. NCBI's taxonomy places the organism in Eukaryota, Fungi, Ascomycota, Eurotiomycetes, Chaetothyriales, Herpotrichiellaceae. The transcript has 3 exons. The record is from RefSeq and is a predicted model, not a curated record. The coding region runs from base 1 to 762 and encodes 253 amino acids.